CAUGUUGUGUGAACAAGCGUGAAAUCUCACGUCGGAAACCUCCAGAGGAUUGAAGAACACAACCCAAUCUUACUCUUGAGGCAUGUAUCCGCGCCAAGAACAAUGCAUGCCGUACGGCAGCCAGUACGGUUACUAUCCGACACAGAGUGAAGCAAGUAGUGGACCUUACUCUGCGGACGUUAACAUACCACACUGGAACAGCGCGCCGGUGCAGCACCAGCCUCAAAUCACGAGCAAAAUGUACCCGUACCAAGCAGACAGCUCCCAGCUAUAUCAAGCGAGUAACUCCAGGCUGGAUCCGACAAUUGCUUUCCCGGUCGCAAUUCGACCCAGCGCCUUUGAGCACGCACGGUUUAUUGACAAAAUGCAACCAGCGUUCACUCGGAUAAAGAAGGAGAAAUACCUGGACGCGCCUUACAACGAAGACACAGUUCCGUCAGACCCCAGACUAUGGACAAGAGAGGACGUGACGUCAUGGCUACGCUGGAUUUCUGAGGCGUACAGCCUCGAGAACGUCAAACUAGACAGGUUCGAGAUGAACGGCAAAGCGCUCUGUCUCAUGACCCUCGACAUGUUCCUCUACAGAGUCCCCGAGGGGGGGAGGGUGCUGUACCACGACUUUCAACGAAGACUUAGACUAGCGCUAGGGUCAUGAUAAAGGGCUGAGAUUGGGCUGCCUGUGGUUUUUAAUGGGCUACGCAUGCGCAUGAAAUGGGUACGUUUUAGCUUCCAACAAGAAUAAGGAUUUCGUUCACGCGUUCGAGUGACACAAGGUGUAUAUAAGAGUUCUUACUAUUUUGUACAAAUUCAUGGUAUAAAAGAGAAAGUUAUUAUUAUUUGCGUGUGUCCAUAUAGGGUUUAUCCACGAGAUACAAACGGAGACUAUUUGAUAGUGAACAGAUUUAAUUUAAAUGUUACAUACGGGCUCGACUUUCUUUAGUACGAUUUUCCAAUUAUUUCAAAAUACUUUCCAGUCUGUUGUAGUUUUCUAUUAUCCCAAUAGCUCUCCCUAGCUACAUUCAUAUCCAUGCGGUCCCUAUUUUCAUAGAGCGGGGACUAGAAACUAGUGGCUCGAGCCCGCAGUACACUUAUGUACAUAAAUAUGCGCGCGCACCGCUGAUGUAAAUAUUGUAAUAAAGAGAGGACUUUUGUUCAAAGUA
Messenger RNA from Nematostella vectensis (starlet sea anemone), 1160 nucleotides. RefSeq names its product transcriptional regulator Erg. The coding region runs from base 83 to 655 and encodes 190 amino acids. Gene Ontology annotation, molecular function: sequence-specific DNA binding. Lineage: Eukaryota; Metazoa; Cnidaria; Anthozoa; Actiniaria; Edwardsiidae. The record is from RefSeq and is a predicted model, not a curated record. The transcript has 3 exons.